AUGUGGAGGUCCAAGGUCGAGGGCUGGGCCGAGAGCCAGUCAAUGCACGCCUUCCCUGGCUGUGGGAAGGCCUCGUGCGAGCCACCCAUCUUCCUGGAGCUGAGUUACUAUGGCACCUGUGCCGAGGAGCGCCCCAUUGUGCUGGUGGGCCAAGGCGUGACUUACGAUGCUGGAGGAUUGUGCCUGAAACAGAAACAUGAGCUCUUCCAUAUGCGUGGCGACAUGACCGGGGCCGCCGGUGUGGUGGCCUGUUGUCGAGCUGUGGCUGGCCUGCGUUUACCGGUCAACAUUCGCGGCCUGAUACCUCUUUGUGAAAACGUAGUGGGCUGCAAUUCGGUCCGUACUGGGGACAUGGUCAAGUCCAUGAACGGCAAGACCAUCGAGAUCCAGUGCACCGAUCACGAGGAUGUACUGGUCCUGGCAGACGCCCUGCUGUAUGCGCAAAACUUCUGUCCCAAGUGCAUCAUUGACGUCGGCACCUGCUCGGGCUACAUGCGCCAGGCCCUGGAUGAGUCGGCUGCGGGGGUCUUUACCAACUCGGAGAUCCUGUGGCAGCAGAUCAAGCACGCCAGCAUGCAUACCGGAGAUCGUGUGUGGCGCUUCCCAUUGUGGGAAUAUUACAGCAAGGCCGUGCGUGCCGGGGGACGCAGCGAUGUGCAGAACUAUGGCAUUGACCGAGGUGGACGUCCCUGCAAGGCCGCUGCCUUUCUCCGUGAGUUUGUGCCCUGUGGCCAGUGGAUGUAUAUUGAUGCCACAAAUGUUAUGGUGACAAAGGGCUUCGAAUACGAGUAUCUGCGCAAGGGAAUGGCCGGCCGCCCGACCCGAACACUGGUGGAGUUUAUUGCUCAGACGAUUUGCAAGGAUACGGCCCCACGUUUGGCCAAGUAA
Messenger RNA from Drosophila persimilis, 888 nucleotides. Its product is annotated as cytosol aminopeptidase-like. The record is from RefSeq and is a predicted model, not a curated record. Gene Ontology annotation, cellular component: cytoplasm. The transcript has 3 exons. NCBI's taxonomy places the organism in Eukaryota, Metazoa, Arthropoda, Insecta, Diptera, Drosophilidae. Gene Ontology annotation, molecular function: manganese ion binding; metalloaminopeptidase activity. The coding region runs from base 1 to 888 and encodes 295 amino acids. Gene Ontology annotation, biological process: proteolysis.